AUGCCGACGCCCCUCGAUCGCGCAACGAGCCAACGUGUAGGUGACUUCUGGUCCUGGAACCUGAUAUACGUUGCCCCCUUCUUCGCCUUUGCGGCGCUCGUCACGGGUGUUGCUGCGUGGAGCAUCUGGGGCCAGGACCUGUUUCCCAGCUCAGACCCUACUGGUGAUCCGGACACAUGGACACACGACCAGUGCAUUGCCUGGCUCAACCACCGAAACCUUCACCCUUCUCCGCUCGCCACUACAGCUGAGCUGCUAGAGCGUAUCAAGGCCAACCUGAGGGUCGCCAGAGAUGGCAAUUACGGUGCAACUGGGCGCCAAAACUAG
Messenger RNA from Ascochyta rabiei, 327 nucleotides. RefSeq lists its product as uncharacterized. The transcript has 4 exons. The record is from RefSeq and is a predicted model, not a curated record. Bases 1 to 327 code for a protein of 108 amino acids. Lineage: Eukaryota; Fungi; Ascomycota; Dothideomycetes; Pleosporales; Didymellaceae.